AAGUGAGUCAUCUUCAGAAUCAGAGACGAUCUUCGGCUCAGCUAGCCGGCUAACAGCUAGCUCUCAGAGACGCCAUUAGUUUUGGGCGAAAAGCAGCUUCUCUUCGGACAGAAAACGGAACCAGCUCCACCUUUAGACCCGGUUCUCCUCCGCCCGGCGAUAAACAUCCACCAAACCCGGCUUCUCUUCUGCUGUCGAGGCGUUUCUCUCCUGAUUGUAUCCCAAGUCGGAAGCUGAUGUGAAGCUACGCAGGAUUAGCAUUAGCAUCGUUAGCUUGAUUGUUGUUUUGAUUAUUUCACGAAAAACAACGGUUUUUAAUAAGAAAAAACAGACCAUGGCGGCCGGAGGGGCGGGCGGCAAAACCUACUCGUUCAAGGUGGUUCUUCUGGGGGAAGGAUGUGUGGGGAAGACGUCCAUGGUGCUGCGGUACUGCGAGAACAAAUUCAACGACAAACACAUCACAACUUUACAGGCGUCCUUCCUCACGAAGAAGCUGAACAUCACAGGAAAGAGAGUGAACCUCGCCAUCUGGGACACGGCGGGUCAGGAGCGUUUCCACGCUUUAGGACCGAUCUACUACAGAGACUCGAACGGAGCCGUGCUGGUGUACGACGUCACCGACGAGGACUCCUUCCAGAAGGUGAAGAACUGGGUGAAGGAGUUGAGGAAAAUGUUGGGGAACGACAUUUGUUUAUGUAUAGUAGGUAAUAAAAUUGAUUUGGACAAAGACAGACAUGUUUCAGUGGAAGACGCUGAGAGCUAUGCAGAGUCGGUUGGAGCCAAACAUUACCACACGUCAGCGAAGUUAAAUAAAGGCAUCGAGGAGCUCUUCCUGGAUCUCUGUAAAAGGAUGAUGGAGACGGCUCAGGCUGAGGAGCGGUUGAAGGGCAACGGCGCGAGCCAAUCAGCAUCGAGUAGGCGGGGCGUACAGAUCGUUGACGACGAACCCCAGGCCACGCCCGCGGGGGGGUGCUGCUCCUCUGGCUAACACACACACACACACACAUACACACACACACACACACACACGCUUGCACACACAUUAACGAGUGGCUCUAAAACCCUAAUAAAAAGUCCUUUGCUGCUAAGGAUCAUGGGAAAUCACGUUUCAAAUGAUGUCCCUUCAAAAUAAAAGCAUCUCUUGAUCAAAAUCUGUCCAAAAUCCUCCCGUUUUCAGCACUUUAACCCUUAAAUAUCUACAGAGUCAGUGACUUCACCUAAAAUAAACACAUGACAGAUGUUGUUGUGUUUAUUACGCCAAUAAAAAAGCUGAUUUAAAACAGA
This is a messenger RNA of Trematomus bernacchii (emerald rockcod), 1284 nucleotides long. It is a transcript of the gene rab21, whose product is annotated as RAB21, member RAS oncogene family. Gene Ontology annotation, biological process: Rab protein signal transduction. Bases 335 to 988 code for a protein of 217 amino acids. NCBI's taxonomy places the organism in Eukaryota, Metazoa, Chordata, Actinopteri, Perciformes, Nototheniidae. The record is from RefSeq and is a predicted model, not a curated record. Gene Ontology annotation, molecular function: GTP binding; GTPase activity. The transcript has 7 exons.